AUGCUCAACUUGGAUGAAUAUUUUAAAACUACUUUCGAGGAUAAACUCCUCUUCAAAAUGCUGGAGCGAGAAGAAGACCAACUCACACCAGCAACGCGCCUCUUGGAGAAAAGACGAGAGUUAGCUGAGGUGGAACAGGCUCUGGCAACACAAAAAGAGGAAUUCCAAAUGAAAAUGGAAAGUCUUCAGCAAAGAAGAGCUGAACUGGAAAGAAAGGAAUUACAACUGAAAGAAUCGCUGGAAAAAUUUGAUAAAUUUUUAAAGGAAAAUGAUCUGAAGAAGAAUCGGGCCAUAAAAAAGGCAAACGAUGAACGAGAUAUGAAGAAAGCCAAAGACAAAGAAAUAGAAAUAUUGCAAGUGGAAUCAGAAAACUUAAACAAAGAAUGCAAACAGAUGAAAAACAAACAAGAUGCGUAUAUGAUAUUCAACUCUUUUAUGCUACGAAUCUUGAAUGACACGGAAGAAUUUAAUGAAAUUAGAGAUAUCAUUUCACGAUACGACACACUGAUCUCUACAUACAAAGAUUUGGUGGAAGCUGAACAGAGAAACCAAGAUAUGAUUGAAAAAAUUAAACAGAACACUCUCAGAGAGACAGAAGAAAAACACAAUGAGAUUUUGGGUUACAACAACUUGUUGAGUAAUUUGCAGUCUGAAGUGGAAUAUUACGAAAGUAAGGCUCUUUUUUGGGAAUCCAAAUGGAAUCAUAUCAAGAAUACAGCCUCAAAAGAGGCUCUCAAGUCAGGACAAAUCAAAAUGGCCACUCGUAAUUUGUAUAAUGUGAUUAAAACGUAUCAAGAGCAAAUCAUCACAGAGGAAGUGACAACUUUACAACAAUUAAAUUAUGUUAGAAUAUUUGGAGAGGACCUAACAACAAUCACGCAGACAAUUUACAAUGAAUUCUGUCAGGAUGAAGUCAACUAA
Acanthosepion pharaonis is the source of this 921-nucleotide messenger RNA. NCBI's taxonomy places the organism in Eukaryota, Metazoa, Mollusca, Cephalopoda, Sepiida, Sepiidae. The record is from the annotation of a GenBank genome assembly.